Messenger RNA from Triticum turgidum subsp. durum (durum wheat), 870 nucleotides. The record is from the annotation of a GenBank genome assembly. NCBI's taxonomy places the organism in Eukaryota, Viridiplantae, Streptophyta, Magnoliopsida, Poales, Poaceae.
AUGCUUCACGAAAAUGAACUCUCCGGUGAAAUACCAAGCCAGAUAGGCAACAUGAGUAGUCUUGUCACCCUCAACUUGUCAACCAAUCACUUGGUUGGUUAUAUCCCUUGUCAAAUAGGACACAUCAAGCACUUAGUUGCAUUAGAUUUAUCCAGUAAUAAUCUUUUUGGCAAAAUACCAAGCAGCAUAGGUGGUUUGACCGAACUCACUAGCUUGUACCUUUACUGUAACAAACUUUCUGGACAAAUUCCACGAGAACUAGGUUACCUUUCAAAUUUACUGUACCUGAGUCUUAGUGAAAACAUACUCUCGGGUUCCAUCCCAAAUAGCAUAGGAAAUUUGACCAAGCUCACAACCUUGUCCCUUAGCAACAACCAACUUUCUGGGUUAAUUCCACAAGAAUUAGAUUUCCUUACGAACUUAGAGUACCUGGAUCUUAGUGAAAACAUAUUCUCGGGUUCCAUCCCAAAUUGCAUAGAAAAUUUGACCAAACUCACAAUCUUGUACCUUUACAGCAACCAACUUUCUGGGCACAUCCCUCGAGAACUAGGUCUCCUUGUGAACUUAGAGGAUUUGGAGCUUAGCGACAACACACUAACUGGUUCCAUCCCAAAUAGCAUAGGAAAUUUGAUAAAACUCACUAUCUUAAAUCUUUUCAUGAACGAAAUUUCUGGACACAUCCCUCGAGAACUAGGUUACCUUGAGAAGUUAGAGCAGUUGUAUCUUGGCACUAACACCCUAAUUGGUUCCAUCCCAAAUAGCAUAGGAAAUUUGACAAAACUCACUAUCAUGUACCUUGAGAGCAACCAACUUUCUAGACACAUCCCUCGAGAACUAGGUCGCCUUGAGAACUUAGGAGUUGGCUCUUAG